AUGGAGAAGGCUUCUAUAUCAAUCAUCAAUAGCCAAAGCGAUCAGAUUGAGAAGGAGUCUCUAAAUUCAAAAUCAGAGAGCGAAAUUAAUUAUGUGACAGAGCCCGCUACAAGUGUUCCCAAGCAUGAUCAUAGAACCAAAGUCCAACUUAUAUGGGAAAAUAUUACUUAUGUCAUCGAAAAAAGAAAUGAAUCCACUCAGAUCCUCAAAGGAGUUUCUGGACAGGCCAACCCAGGAGAGCUUUUAGUCAUCAUGGGCAAUUCAGGAGCAGGCAAAACAACUCUCUUAAAUAUCUUAGCUGGGCGACUGAAAAGUCUUGGAGAAAUUAAAAUUAAUGGAACUGUAGCCAUAAAUGGCACCAACAUAAAAGACAUCAACUUUGGCUACUAUUCAGCCUAUGUGACACAAGAAGACAUUCUUUUACCAACAUUGACUACAAGAGAGUCUUUGCUCUUCUCGUCCAAACUGAGAUUGCCUGGAACUCAUGAAGAGCAUGUGCAAAGGGUUGAAAAAAUUAUCGAGGAUUUAAAAUUGACUAGGGUUGCUGAUAAUGUGAUAGGAAGUGUUACCAGUAAAGGCUUAUCAGGAGGUGAAAGAAAAAGAGUGUGCAUAGGUAUCGAACUUAUCACUGAGCCUCUUAUUUUGAUUCUUGAUGAGCCCACUUCAGGAUUAGAUAGCUUUACAGCUGAGAUUGUAGUCGAUUUAUUGUUGGAGCAAGCAAGAAAAGGUAGAACGGUAAUCACAACAAUUCAUCAGCCAAGUUCUGGAGUUUUCAGCAAGUUUGAUAGGCUUGUCUUGAUGUGUGAAGGAAACAUUAUUUACCAAGGCAGAGCUAAUGAAUCUAGAAAAUAUUUUGGUAAGCUUGGGUUCAAGUGUCCAAAGCUGAUGAAUCCAGCUGAUUAUUUUAUGAGACUCCUUCAUGUAGUUGACAGGAAAAAUAUUUCUGAAGACGAAAAAGAAAAGCUAAAAAUUCUUGUUUCAGCAUACUCUACAACAGAUCCUGAAAGCGAGAUUAUCGAUCCAAGUGAGCUUGAGCAUUUAGCAAACAAAAUUUUUAAGAGGCCUUCAACUCAAAUGGAGCAAUUUAAGAUAUUAUUCAAAAGAUCAAAUAUAAACUCGAGAAGAAAUCCGAUUUUUGGAAGAGUAAAAUACAUGCAAGCUAUUGUGAUGGCAGUUUUGCUAGACUUGACAUAUAAUAAUAUUGGCACAGGCUAUAGCUCUAUACAAGAUAGAAAUGGUGUCUUAUUUGUGCUUACAAUGAUGGGAGGAGCCUUCGGAAGCCAAAAUUCUUCCUUGUCUUUUCCAAGCGAAUUGCCUCUUUUCUUUAAAGAAACCAAGCAAGGACUAUAUAGCACAAUCUCUUAUUAUGUCGCGAAAUCAAUUGCUGAACUUCCUAAUUUAGUUAUGUCAAUAUUUUUGCAGGCCCUGAUUAUUUAUUGGGCAGUUGGAUUGAAUAACUAUGAUGCCAGCAAAUUUUUUAUAUUUUAUGCCGCUUUAUUAGUACUAAAUGUAUGCGGAACAGGAAUUGGAUAUAUCGUAGGCGCUCUGUUUCAUACAGAGACAUCUGCAAUGAUUGCUGAGCCUAUUUUUGUAAUUCCCUUUCUUCUUUUCGCAGGACAAUUUGCAAAUGUGGACAGAAUUCCUAUAGCUUUUAGAUGGGUACAAUAUAUUUCUCCUUUCAAAUAUGGAUUUGAGGCUUUAUGCAUCAAUGAAUAUACGGACUUGAAUUUGCCAUGCCAAAAUUGUGAUUCAGAUGACUGCACUAAAUGUGACCCUCUGGAUGACCUUGCAUUUUAUGAUUCUUUAGGAGAAAGUUUCUUAUAUAAUAUUAUUAUCAUAAUCGUUUUUAGAAUUAUAGCUUAUUUGCUAUUGUGGAUCACAGCAGUAAGAGUCAAAAGAUAA
Molecule: messenger RNA, 1902 nt
Organism: Blepharisma stoltei
Lineage: Eukaryota; Ciliophora; Heterotrichea; Heterotrichida; Blepharismidae
Source: the annotation of a GenBank genome assembly